Molecule: messenger RNA, 1674 nt
Organism: Penicillium griseofulvum
Lineage: Eukaryota; Fungi; Ascomycota; Eurotiomycetes; Eurotiales; Aspergillaceae
Product: Amino acid permease
Exons: 3
Coding region: 1-1674 (557 amino acids)
Biological process (GO): amino acid transmembrane transport
Cellular component (GO): membrane
Molecular function (GO): amino acid transmembrane transporter activity
Source: RefSeq, a predicted model, not a curated record
AUGUCCGACAUCGUCACCAACGAUGCCCCCGCGGCACACGAUGAUACCAAAACUUCUGCAACUGCAGUCUCUGCAGAGGCGGAUACUGAUAAUGCCUUCAAAGACACUAAGAAGUCUGAUGCGGAGCAAAAUCACUCCACGAACCCCAAUCCUGGGGAACUGAAGCGGAAGCUGAAAAGUAGACAUCUACAGAUGAUUGCAAUCGGUGGAACUAUCGGCACAGGACUCUUUAUCUCCAGUGGUACUGCUAUCGCAACAUCCGGUCCAGCGGGCGCGUUGAUCGCCUAUAUCUUUGUCGGCUCCAUCGUCUAUUCUGUUAUGAGCUCAUUGGGCGAAGUUGCAACCUAUAUCCCAAUCUCCGGUGCCUUCACAUCCUAUGCAGCCCGCCUAAUCGACCCAAGCCUGGGAUUUUCCAUGGGUUGGAUCUAUUGGUUCAAUUGGGCCUCCACGUUUGCCGUCGAACUAACCGCUACCGGUACAAUCAUCCAAUAUUGGGAUCCUAGUCUGAACAUUGCCAUUUUCAUCGGAGUCUUCUGGGUAUUCAUCACGGCCAUGAACUUCCUCCCCGUCAACUUCUACGGUGAGGUGGAGUUCUGGUUCUCAACUAUCAAAGUGGCGACUGUCAUCGGCUUCAUCAUUUUUGCGAUCUGCAUCGAUGUCGGAGUUGGAGAGCAGGGAUAUAUAGGCUUCCGCUACUGGGACAAGCCGGGAGCCUUUGCCUCGUAUAGCCCCGACUUACCGGAAGCGAUUGGCAAGUUUGUUGGCUUCUGGGCAGUUCUUAUCCAAGCUGGGUUCUCCUACCAAGGUACAGAGCUUGUUGGUGUCGCCGCUGGAGAGACCGAAAAUCCCCAAAAGACAGUCCCCUCGGCUAUCCGCAAGACGUUUGUUCGAAUUCUCUUCUUCUUCGUUUUGACCAUCUUCUUCAUUGGACUUGUGGUCCCCUACACCAACAACCGUCUCACCACUGCGACAACCAACGCAUCAUCCUCGCCCAUGGUUAUCGCGGCCGAUUUGGCAGGAGUGAAGGUUCUUCCAAGCUUGAUCAAUGCUGUGCUCUUGUCUGUGGUCUUGUCAGCAGCAAACUCCAAUGUGUACAGUGGCAGUCGAGUCCUCACUGGAUUGGCACAUGAAGGAUUUGCUCCCGCCUGUUUCGGUUGGGUCACCAAGCACGGUGUUCCAUAUAUCAGUGUGACAUUCACCGCUCUGUUUGGUUUGUUGGGUUUCAUGAACGUUUCGAAUGACGCUGGGCAAGUCUUCACUUGGCUUGUCAAUCUCUCUAGUGUGGCUGGAUUCAUCACUUGGGCCUCAAUCAACGCGUGUCAUAUUGCAUUUAUGCGCGUAUUGGCAAACCGUGGGAUCUCUCGCGAUACCCUGCCAUAUAAGGCAAUUUUGCAACCAUAUCUCGCUUGGUAUGGUCUCUUCUUCAACAUCCUCAUCGCCCUCACCCAGGGCUUCACUUCUUUCAUCCCGCAUUUCCAAGUCACCGACUUCUUCAUCGCCUACAUCUGUCCCAUCGUUUUCGUUGUGCUCUAUGUCGGCCACAAGAUCAUUUUCCGUCCGUCAUUUAUCAGUGUAGCCGAAGCUGAUAUUGACACCGGUCGCUUGAACUACCAAAAGGAAGUUGAGCCCCCCAAGGCAUGGUACUGGAGGGUCUGGGGAUGGGUAGCCAAGUAA